AUGGCUGAGGACUCCGAGGACCCCAUGGAUGCUGCACAAAGCCUGCUGUCCCUGAGCACACUCAAGAUGCGAAAGGCGCGCAAGCCUGAGCUGGAUGAGAAUGAGGACAAGGAAGUGAGGAGGAAGAUGAAGCAGCUGGGGAGGAAAAUGGAUCAGCGGGGUAUGAAGUUGCAGUACACAGAAGAUGACACAGUGUAUUUCGACGAUGUUGCAGGCAUUGGGAAUGCAAAGUUCGAGGUCAUGGAGGUCGUUGAUUUUUUCACGAGCCCAGAUCGCUUCCGGCAAUCUGGUGCCAGAAUCCCACGUGGUGUGCUGCUGUGUGGCCCGCCAGGCUGUGGCAAGACGUUGCUGGCACGAGCAGUAGCAGGCGAGGCGGGUGCAAAUUUCCUCAGUGUCAACGCGUCUGAGUUCGUGGAGAUGUUCAUUGGUGUUGGGGCAUCCAGAGUCAGAGACCUCUUCCAAGAGGCACGAAAAGCUGCUCCGGCCAUUGUAUUCAUCGAUGAGAUUGAUGCCGUGGGGCGCAUUCGUGGAGGCGCCAUGGGCAACGAUGAGCGUGACCAGACUGUAAACCAGCUGCUGUCCGAGCUCGAUGGCUUCAACAGCAAGGAUGCAGACAUCGUGGUGAUGGCCGCCACCAAUCGGAGGGAUGUUUUGGACCCUGCACUCAUCCGUGCUGGGCGAUUCGACAGGAUCAUAUAUGUGCCCCUGCCCGAUUUCAACGGCCGCAUUGAGAUUCUUCAGGUGUAUCUCAAACAGCAUCCCACUACAGGUGACAUCGACUUGCGAGAAAUAGCCUUCGAGACACAGCGCUUCAGUGGAGCUGGCAUUGCCAAUCUUGUCAAUGCGGCAGCCAUAAUGGCGGGCAAGGCCAACAGCGGUACCAUCCGCCACAAAGACUUGCUUGCGGCUUUGGCCUACGAGCGCCUUGGCCCAGACAGGCAGCCCUAUGAGGGCGCCCGGCAGAAGCGGCUGGCAGUCCAAGAAGCCGCCACCUGCCUGGUCGCAACACUGAUGCCAGCCAUCGAGCCAGUCGUCCACGUCACCAUCAUCCCUCGGGAAAAGUACCCGAUGGGUCAGACAGUCCUCAAGGUGAACGAGCAGCGCGAGCUGACCCAGCAGUUUACGCAGCGCUACCUUGAGGAACAGCUGCUGAUGGUGCUUGCCGCACGUGCGGCCGAGGAGCUCGAGUUCGGCCCCGACGAGAUGUCCACCAUCAACCAGCGGAGGCUUGUGAUGGCACGCCGCAUCGUCCAGAAGCUGAUGGUGUCCAGCGCGAUAGACCCUCCAGAAGGGGUGGGCAACCGCACGCUGAGCAACCCCCGGCGCUAUGGCCGGGUGCUGAAGCAGGUCGUGCUGCCCAGGGUGACGACUCAGACGUACGAGAACGUGGAGGCGGCGAUGGAGAAGAGACUGAAUGCGGCGUAUGCGGAAGUGAAGGAGAUGCUGGAGAGGAACCGGAAAGCCCUUACUGCACUGAUAGAUUCCCUCGUGGAGAACAACCAGCUCACUGGCGAGCAGGUCCGCGAAAUCAUCGACAGGCAUGCCGCAAAGUCGGACCUCAGGCGUCGCAGGGAGCAGGCCGCAGAGUUCCUGUGA
Molecule: messenger RNA, 1596 nt
Organism: Ostreobium quekettii
Lineage: Eukaryota; Viridiplantae; Chlorophyta; Ulvophyceae; Bryopsidales; Ostreobiaceae
Source: the annotation of a GenBank genome assembly